AUGUCCUCAAACUCCAACAACCACCAGCCUGCAGCCUCGUCAGGUGAUCAGGGUGUCUCAAACGCUCAUCUCGACCCGAACAACGGAUACGUGCACAAUGACAGCCAGCUCGCAGGCCUUGUGGAAGCGGCAACCGCAGCUGCCGACCAAGAUCACAAUGUCUCUCAGUGGGCAGUGGAGGCCACUGCUGCUGCCGCACAUCAUCAACUAGAUGGCUAUGGUGCAGAUAUGCAACUCGGAGAUGAUGGCUUCGGCGAUGCCAGCUUCGUUGCAAGCAUGGCAAGUGGGAGACACCUGAGACAUCUGAAUGAUCAAUCCGGGUUUUCUGGCCUGUCUCGUACCGUGUCGAAGAAACGAAAGAGAAAUGACGACAAUCUUGAUCCUGCGCUGGCUGGAGCUGGUCUCGGGUCGCAGCACCAUUCGCAAUCUCAACAAAAUAACCACGGAUUUUCUGGUGAAAACAUGGACAUUCGUUCUGCACCGCCGUCGUCUCUUUCAGAGGCUCGCGCGGUUGGUGUGCAUUCCGCUGCGGCGCUAUUCCGUCAACCUUCUAGCAACAAGAAGUAUACUCGGCCCCCGAUGUCCAAGCUGUUUUCAUCACUUGAGUUGUCGCCUGAGAAUUUCCUUCAUCUUCAGGCUGCGGCUAAGGGGUAUAUGCUGGAUGAUGACCAUCCUGAUAGAAGGGAAUGUGUUGGUCAGCGGGGCAAGGGAGAUACGGAGAUGGUGAAACUACGUUUAUGGAACUGCGUGCGCCAUUUCCUCGAGGCCGAGGGCAAUGGUGAACGGUUCUUUGGAGAGAACGUGGUCAACGAGGGCAUGGGUCCCCGGACUUAUAUCUGGCCCCGUGAUCAACAGAAGAUCAUCUCGUUGGUCAUUCCUCUCCUGAGACGAAUGGUUACCAAUGAACGGCAACGCCAGUAUGCAAUUGAAACCCGCAAAGGAGGCGGCACGGACGAGCGCCGCCGCCGAAAGACCGAUGAUAGCUUCCCAGAUCUGAAGGGCUCGCACUUCUCUCCCGAUCAACAGCUUCAAAUGCAUGACCAGGGUCAGCGAACAGAGGAUCUGAGGCAGUCGAUGGCACCACCACCACCACCACCUCCGCCUCAGGCACAGGCGCCAAUGGAUUCCAAUCACGCAAUGGAACUUGGACUUACAAACCUCUUAUUAGACGGAUAUCAGCCGGACUGGAAUGAAAUUUCCAGAUACUACGACGCCUAUAACCACGAUUUUGAACUGGAUAAUCUGUGGUCCAUCUCCGGUCUACAGCAGCCUGACUGGCGCGGCUUAGUCGCGGCUGUUGAUAGCCAUUAUCACGUUGUCCAUCACGGUAAUUACGACUGUCCGCCCGCUUGUGAAAACCAAAACAUCAAUCGCAUUAUUCACGACAACUCGGUCUCGAAUUUGCCUUGGCGGGUCGGCGGAGGCCGUAACAUUCCAGCACGAGACGAUUUCGCAAGCAGUAUCACCCGAGACGUCUCGCGAAUCAUCCGCGAGAACAUCGCCACCAGACAAGGUGCACCACCGCCUCAAGAAGACCAAGAAUUCCACCAGCAACCAUUCACCCCCGCACCGUCAAAUAGCGACGCCUCCCCCUGCACAAGCAAUACCCAUACAUACCUCCGUAUCAACAUCCUCUCUCAAGGCAAGCGCAUCUUCCCUCGUCUAGACCUCCCAGCUAGCCAAUGCCCCAACGUCGACUACGUCAAAUCAUCCAUCCUCCGCCGAUACCCAGGCCUAGAUGACAAUGAUGCAUCGAGAGACCCUGCAACUUGGAAAGUCAAAGCUUGGCUCCCAGAUGGCUUGGUCCCAGUACAGACCGAGAAGGAUUGGGUAUUGGCGCUUUUGUCGGCGGACACUGUUGACUGGAUGGAUGGUGAAGUCAAGCUUUUGGUUGAGAUUGAUGGCGCGAAUACCCAGCAGUAAUUUCUUGCG
Molecule: messenger RNA, 1932 nt
Organism: Penicillium cinerascens
Lineage: Eukaryota; Fungi; Ascomycota; Eurotiomycetes; Eurotiales; Aspergillaceae
Exons: 2
Coding region: 1-1923 (640 amino acids)
Source: RefSeq, a predicted model, not a curated record